AUGCCACAGCGGUACCAGGCCUGCUUGAGAUCCUACCCCUUGGCAGAGUUCGAGCUGAGCAAAGCAGUGCCAGAAGCCAGCAAAUGGCCAGCAACGAUUGCACAAGCAGGACAACGCAUGGCCAUGGCAUUGCAAUUGAAAAACGCACUGGAACUUCGUUUGACCAAGAGGAAGCUGAACACGUCGCACACCUAUGAUGGCUUCAAGUCUCGCAGAAAGACCUGUUCCACUCAUGGAAGCUCGGCCUCUGGGACCCCAAAAGUUAGAAGACUCGACAGUUCGUCCGCCCAGUCGACCGAGAGAUCCCAGGCGAGCCAGAGAGAGGAUGAUGAAGAGGCCAAGAAAUCAGUGGCGCUUCAGCCACCGCUAUGUGAGAAUGAAUGGAUUCGCUGGAUUCGCAAAGUUUGGCCUCCGCACGCUUGAUGCUGCUGGAUGCAAAAUGUAAAUACUUCGUCGCAUGUGCUUGUCAUCCAACUCUCAGAGCUUUGCUGAUGCAGUUGCUUUGAGUGUUGAGACUGUUUGCAAGCUGCCAUCAUUGUUAGAUCUACUGCUAUCAUACUAUGUAGCAAAUGAUUAAAUUGACCAAUGGUGUAUGGUGGCAUGAUGCGGAAUAUGAUGAAACGGUGGGAGACUAGUGCCUUGUCAAGUCUUGCCCCACAUCGGGCCGCCAAGAAUUAAUUGCAUUUGGUUCGGAGCCAUGUGCCAGCAAAACCCGGAUCCAAGCCCCGCUAAUCUUAGAUUGACAUUGUACUUUUGAAAUGAUCCUCCUCUGUGAGAGCCGAGUUAAGCCCUGCAAAUGGAUUAUCGGACAUGUCCAAAAAUCAGCAACUUGGAGAUCCA
Cladocopium goreaui is the source of this 840-nucleotide messenger RNA. The record is from the annotation of a GenBank genome assembly. Lineage: Eukaryota; Dinophyceae; Suessiales; Symbiodiniaceae.